AUGGGUAGUUCUGAACAAGUGAUUGCUCCUCAAAAGGCAGCAUCUGCUACCAACAGCAAGAACAACAAUGAGAUGGCAGGUCCUUCUAAACCCCAGUCUCAACAACAACAACAACAACAACAAGCAGCAACAUCGGAUGCUCCUGACAAAAAGCACAAUAGACGACGAAAUCAUAGAGGCAAAAAGAAGAAUCCCAAUGUGUUGAAUGCGACAGAGGCUGGUACUCCAAAAACCGAAGAAUCCGCCCACACUACUACUGCUGAAAACGAUGUAAAGAAGCCAGCCAGUAACAACAGCAAUCGUAAGCGAAAUAAUAAAAAGUCAAAGGCGCCAGAGAAUGCUUCGUCGCCAUCCAUGGCUCGCAUCAGUAAGAAUCGAGCUCAAGGUCGUUUGACUGAAGAUCCUGAACCACUGGAUAAUAACACCAACAGCGAUACAGCAUCCACGGCAGCCUCUACAUCUCAACAUACCAACACUAGAAAGAGAAACAACAACAAUAAAUCACGCAAGAAUACACCCAAAUUACCACCUGGCAACCACGACAUGGCCACUUUAUUAUCUCAUGAAUUAAAGACAUCUAGCUACGAGUGUAUGAUUUGUAUGGAUGUGGUCAGGCCUGCUCACCAUGUCUGGUCGUGCGAUUGUUGCUGGGCAGUAUUUCACUUGAAUUGUGUGCAAACGUGGGCUGGUAGAUCAUUGAAAGAUACCUCUUCCAACAAGAUGGUAACUGGUUGGAGAUGUCCUGGCUGUCAAAAUAACAGAACCGUCGUUCCCAAGGACUAUCUCUGUUUUUGCGGCAAACAGCGUAAUCCCGAAACUUCGAGAUACAACACGCCUCAUAGCUGCGACCAAUUGUGCAAGAGACAUAAAUCAUGUCCUCAUGAAUGUGUCUUACCUUGUCAUCCAGGUCCUUGCCCUCCUUGUAGCUUAAUGGGUCCUGUCACAACCUGUUUCUGUGGCACAACUACUCGCCAAGCAAGAUGCGUGGAUACAGAUUACUCGACAAAGGGAUUUUCAUGUGAAGAAGUAUGUGAUGAAUUAUUGGGUUGUGGAAAGCAUCGAUGUGAACAACCCUGUCAUGCGGGCGUGUGUGCUCCUUGCCAAGUACAAGAAGUGCAAUCAUGUUACUGUGGACGUCAUGAGAGAACCGCUCGUUGCGGCAGUGGCAAGCAGGUUCAACUGCGUGGCCAUAUCGGUCAUUAUAGCUGUGCAGAAAAGUGCGAUACGGCGUAUGCAUGUGGCCAACAUCGCUGUCAAAAGUCCUGCCAUCCAUGCUCUGCCAAUUCUCAAGUCUGUCCAUUCGAUCCCAAUAUCAUCAACACCUGUCCCUGUGGAAGCCAUACCGUGGUGGAAUUACUGAACGGCAAGAACCGCGAAUCCUGUACUGAACCUGUGCCAACCUGUGAAUCCACCUGCAACAAAAUAUCUGAGUGUGGCCACCCUUGCCCUCAAAAGUGCCAUUUGGGUGAUUGUCCGCCCUGCCAAGUUGCUGUGGAUGUGCCUUGUCGCUGCCAAUCCAGCACCUUCAAAGACAAUUGCGCCAACGUAUGUGAAGCAACUGGCGGUGAGCCUCCUCUUUGUGAUCGUAUCUGUAAGUCCAUGCGUAACUGUGCAAGACAUCAGUGUGGUGUGGCAUGCUGUCUUGCCAUGAAGGUCAACGGUAAACGGAAGCCUGGGUACGAGUUUCUGCAUGAUUGCCCCGAAAAGUGUAAUUUGUUGCUAUCUUGCGGUAAUCAUCGCUGUCAAGAUACUUGCCAUAAGGGCAAGUGUCUUCCCUGUUUAGAGGCCACCUUUGAUGAAGUCGCUUGUAACUGUGGUCGCACCCGUCUGGAACCUCCUGUGCGCUGUGGAACAAAGAUGCCUCCUUGUCCUUAUCCUUGCGUUCGUCCUAAUCCCUGUGGCCAUAUCCGCUUCCUGAACCACAACUGCCAUCCUGAUGAUGACCCUUGCCCUCCCUGUCCUGCUCUGGUCACUCGCCACUGUCUCUGCGGUAAAACUGAACUCAAGAACGUGCCUUGCUAUCGUGAAUCGCCUCGUUGCGGCAGACCUUGUGAAAAGCCCUUGAGUUGCGGUAAGCACGUCUGUCUCAAAACGUGCCAUAGUGGACCAUGUAUCGCACAGGAUGAAAGCUGUACACAGACGUGUGGUGGUGCCAGAGGAAGCUGCGGCCAUCCCUGCCAGCAAAAAUGCCACGACGGUACUCCAUGCCCUGAAACUGAACCCUGUAUCGCCAGAAUCAAAGCAACUUGCAAGUGUGGACAAAAUACCCUGGAAAUCCCUUGCAAUGCCACAUCAGAAUCCAGUGGAUCAAAGAAGGAUUUGGACUGCAAUGAUUUCUGUGCGAAGGUGCUGCGUAAUCGACGUCUUGCGAUGGCUUUUGACAUUAAGCGCGAUGAUUUCAGCACACCCGCAUCGCCUUCGCUAUCAGCAACCUCCAACAUAGAUUCCAAAACACUCUCGUCUGACGAUCUCGGCUACUACGACGACUCUUUGCGCGAGUUUUACAUUGAAAAUGCAGUGUGGUGUAGACAUAUGGAGAACUCAAUGAUUGAAUUUGUGCAAGAUACUGGCAAGAAGUCGUUCCAUUGCAAGCCUAUGCGCAGUGAAUACCGCCGCUUUAUUCACCGCUAUGCUGUCCAUUUCAAUGUGGCUACUGAAGCCAUCGACCAAGAACCUAAACGCUCCAUCAUCAUGCGCAAGACACUUGGUCCCUGCAGAAUUCCGCCCAUUUUGCUCUCCAAGGCUGCUCGCAACCCUACUCUGAAUCGCGCGCCUACUACAGUACAAGGCAUUGAGGCUGAUACAAGUGGUCGCUCAGCCAACAGACAACCUGUCAACGCACUGUACCUGUCCGACAUGGCUUUUGGAUUAACCAAACUGGAAUUGGAUGCUGACUUGACACCUCUUAUCAAGAUUGGCGAUGACGCUAUUCAUUUUACUAGUAAAUGGGUCAAUGAAAAUGAUGCAGUCGUGAUCCCAUCCAUCAGCGACUCGAUAUCCAUGGAUGAGAAGGAAUCCAUUAUCUGGCAACUCAAGAAGCUUGUGAAAUCAGCCUUUAUCACAACAAAUGGCAGUGCUGACAAUAAAGCGGCUCGUGUGGAUUGCUGUUGGGUCAAUCAAAAGGGAGAAGUGACAUGGAAUGAAAAGCAAUUAUCAGCACCCAAGAAGGACGUUAGUCCAUCAUCAAGCACUUUUAACGGCAAGAAUCGAUUCGUCAAUGCAUAUGAUGCUCUCAAGACGGUGGAUGAUGAUGGCUGGAUGAAGGUGGGCGGUGACAAUCCCUAUAGACCUGCCAAGGACGCCUGGAUUGAAUCACCAAAGAAGAGUGCGAGUCCUUCUCUGACCCCUGAUGUUGCUUCUUCCGAUGCUUCUUUUUCGAAUGAUGCGGAUCAAGCGUUGAGCCUUAGUAGCGAGGAUGAGAUUCAAAGAGUGGAUGAAAAAGACAAACUAGUUGCAUUGACUUCUACAAGCGGGGCUCUCAAACAAGAUCAAGACACGGAAGAUGACUCCAAUAUAUCUGAUGACUGGGAGACCCUUUUGGACGAAGAAUAA
Molecule: messenger RNA, 3552 nt
Organism: Mucor velutinosus
Lineage: Eukaryota; Fungi; Mucoromycota; Mucoromycetes; Mucorales; Mucoraceae
Gene: PRE4
Product: Proteasome subunit beta type-7
Exons: 4
Coding region: 1-3552 (1183 amino acids)
Biological process (GO): negative regulation of transcription by RNA polymerase II
Cellular component (GO): nucleus
Molecular function (GO): DNA-binding transcription factor activity, RNA polymerase II-specific; zinc ion binding; RNA polymerase II transcription regulatory region sequence-specific DNA binding
Source: RefSeq, a predicted model, not a curated record